AUGACGAUCGCUCCCCACACGGGGGGGCAGGGCGCCCGGUUUUUCCGCGAGGUGUGUCGUGCGAUGCCGUUCAUCAUGAGGCACUACCACAUGGACGAGUUCAUGACCAUCUCCCAGUUGAGGCGGGCCGUGGCGAACAAGUUCCGCGACAACUCACACAUCAAGGACCCGAAAGCGGUCGCGCUGCUCAUUUUCAAGGGCCGCCAGGAGCUGGAGGAGGUCAUCAAGACGUUCAAGAACAGGCACCACCUGAUCACGGAGUAUGUCUCGCGUGCGGAGGAGAAGGUGCACGCCGCCGGGGAGUCCUCGAAGUUCGGUGCGAUGGACGCACGGUCGCCCUUCCUGAAGGCCUUCCUGCAGAGCAACAACACCGAGAAGGCUGCCGGGUGGUAG
Molecule: messenger RNA, 393 nt
Organism: Pedinophyceae sp. YPF-701
Lineage: Eukaryota; Viridiplantae; Chlorophyta; Pedinophyceae
Source: the annotation of a GenBank genome assembly